Molecule: messenger RNA, 4373 nt
Organism: Nerophis lumbriciformis (worm pipefish)
Lineage: Eukaryota; Metazoa; Chordata; Actinopteri; Syngnathiformes; Syngnathidae
Gene: kcnq1.2
Product: potassium voltage-gated channel, KQT-like subfamily, member 1.2
Biological process (GO): potassium ion transmembrane transport
Cellular component (GO): voltage-gated potassium channel complex; membrane
Molecular function (GO): voltage-gated potassium channel activity
Source: RefSeq, a predicted model, not a curated record
UCAGCGAUGCACUUCAAAGUCCCGCAGACAGACGCCGACUUGACACUUGUGCGCUUUCUCUUUACUUUGGGAUUUAUCGUCAAUAUUCAACGUCUGGCUUGUAACUUGCUAUCUCUGCAACUUUUAAAAUAAUUGUAGUAGACGUUGCUUUCAUCUCGGUCCGCCGAACCUGAGGAUGUAUUUAUGAUUUCCUCUGCUUUUGGCGUUUGGACGAUUGACGGCAUGGAUGCACUCGCAGUCCUGCAGAGAGAGCGCUCAUCCGCAGCAGGAAGCUAGCCAUGCCUCUCUAGGCCUCCACCCCCAACACCACCUCCACCGGCUCUCAUCCGGCAGCUUGAGGACGUUGAAAGUUUGAUGGGGGAGCGACGAGCGAGGUCCUUCCACAUGACCUGCCACCUGCAGCGGGACUACGGCAGCAGCUUGGCGGGGCCCUUCGCACGAUGCGGCCCCAACGGCUACACCAGCACCAGCCUCAGCCUGGACCAGGAGGCGGACGCUGACCCUUGUCCGGCCGGCGCCGCUCCCGUCGGAGGCCGUUAUUCUCCCGUCUCACUAGAACCGGACCCCGCGGCGGGGAAUAAUGGAUCGGGCGUCCCGGCGACCAACGACCCGGCGCUGCAGAUUGUGCCCGGUCAGCCGUCCGCCGCCCAGGCGCCGCCGCCUCUGCCGCCUUCCAGCUGGCUGCGUCACCACCAGAAGGAUUUCCAGCGGCCGUACGUCAAGACGAGCAUGCAGGGGGACGUCUACAACUUCCUGGAGAGACCGGCUGGACUCAAGUGCUUUCUCUACCACUUCCUUGUGUUCCUGAUGGUGCUGGUGUGUCUCAUCUUCAGUGUCCUCUCCACCAUCGAGCAGUAUGCAGAGUUUGCCACCGGAUCACUUUUGUGGAUGGAAAUAGUGCUGGUGCUGUUCUUUGGAACGGAGUACGUGGUGAGGCUGUGGUCCGCAGGCUGCCGCAGCAAAUACGCCGGCAUCAAAGGACGGCUGCGCUUCAUCAGGAAGCCCAUCUCAAUCAUAGACUUGAUUGUGGUCAUCGCCUCCAUCAUCGUGCUGGCUGUGGGCUCCAAUGGCCAAGUCUUUGCCACCUCUGCUAUCAGAGGCAUUCGCUUCCUGCAAAUCCUGCGCAUGCUCCACGUGGACCGGCAGGGGGGAACAUGGCGGCUGCUGGGAUCUGUAGUCUUCAUCCAUCGACAGGAGCUGAUCACAACUUUGUACAUCGGCUUCUUGGGCCUCAUCUUCUCAUCCUACUUUGUCUACUUGGCCGAGAAGGACGCUGUUGACGAGGAGGGCAAGACGGGCUUCUCCAGCUACGCUGAUGCCCUGUGGUGGGGUGUGGUGACGGUGACCACCAUCGGCUACGGAGACAAGAUCCCUCAGACGUGGGUCGGCAAGGCCAUCGCCUCCUGCUUCAGCGUCUUCGCCAUCUCCUUCUUUGCUCUGCCGGCUGGUAUCCUGGGUUCAGGCUUUGCCCUGAAGGUGCAACAGAAGCAGAGACAGAAACACUUCAAUAGACAAAUCCCUGCUGCGGCUUGUCUCAUCCAGACACUGUGGCGGUGCUACGCGGCAGAGAAACCCAACGGCUGUUUGGCGACGUGGAAAAUGUACGUACUAACCCCCGAGGCCAUCGCUGCCGCGGAAGCGGACAUCUCCAGUGCAACCAUCAGGAAGCUCAACAUCUCGAAAAAGUGCACCAAAAGGAGGCUGAAGUCGUUUCGAGGUCACGAGUCCCUGGGCGUGUCCUCAGAGAGAGCAGUGUCCAUCCCUCAGAUCACCUACGACCACAUCGAGGACUCUGUGGACAAGAAAGACGUCUCUUUCUUCAUGGAGGAGCCCGCUGGCACCGUGCAAGAAAUGACCAGGAUGUUCAAACAAACAGGCUCCUGUCAUCAUUCUUGGUCUUCUUUCACGCUCAGCUGCCCUUCCUCUCCAGUGAAGAGAAACCACAACGACCGAAUGGACUUCACCCGCGCCAGCAGCCUCAAUGACGAGCUGGACUGCGUGACGGAGGACAUUCCACUCUCUGUGAUGACGGACAACGCACAUCUUCUGAGCUGUCCCUUCGUGGCCUCGGUCCAGGACUCUUUCUCCACACACCACCUCAACUCCACAAGGUUGUCUCACGCCCAGAGGUCAGCGGUGAAAGUUCUUCGCAGAAUGCAGUACUUUGUGGCCCGCAAGAAGUUCCAGCAAGCACGUAAGCCCUACGACGUUCGGGACGUGAUUGAGCAAUACUCCCAAGGUCAUCUCAACAUGAUGGUGCGCAUCAAGGAGCUGCAGAGAAGGCUGGACGGCACACUGGGCAAACCGGGCAUGUUCCUGCCAGGUAAAGGGGAAGAUAAGGAAUUCCCGACCAUCGGAGCGCGACUGAUCCGUCUUGAAGAAAAGGUCUAUCAGAUGGACCAGAAGAUGGACUCGGUUCUGCGGAUCCUCACGGAGCAUUUCCUGCCCAAACCGGAGCUGACGUCCAGGCCCUCCAUCCGCAGGGUGACCAUCCAGAAGCGCAUGGGCGUCAGCAUCGACGAAGGCCUCUGAGACCACGCCCACAGCGCGGCGUCACGUCUGCUCCACGCUCCCAACACACUUGAACACCACGAGCAGGGAAUACUUUCCACAUUCUUUUCUGUCACGGGCAACAUGGAGUCACUCCAACUUCCUCGCUGGUUUCUUUCGUCUUCUCCUCCUGAUAUCCUUCCACAGCUAACGAGCAAGCCGUGAAAGCGCUGGCGUUCUCCCAAAGAGUCCAAACGCAGGAGGACGUGCGGCGUUUAUGUUGGCAUGGAGGUUCAGAAUGUGCUGCUUGGAGGUGACGGAACAAGGGAGGGCUGGGCAGCGCACUGUGGGGGACGCCAACGUGUCCGCUUGGGGAGUAUCGGUUCAAGUGCUGCUCAUUAAAAUUGAUGCUCUUCUCUUUUCCGAACUUUAGAGAAUCUUUUAGUGUUAGGUCAAACUAAAAUGUUGACUCUGUCCUCGAUCCUCAAAAAAACAGUUUGAUGAGGGAAUAACGAAUGCAAUGACGCUCCAAAAGUGUACAAAUGCACUACAUUGCCAAAAGUAUUUGGCCACCUGCCUUCACUCACAUAUGAAGUUGGAGUGCCAUCCCAUGGAAUUGUCCAAAAUGCGUUUUGGACCAGUUGUUCCUCCCAGGAAAUUCAAGUCACAAUUCGCUCCCGUGCUCUUUACGACACUUAAAGCUGAGUUGAAAAACCACCAGAGACAGAAUAGGUAUUUUGUUGUAUAUUUUCAAAGCUUUGCAAAUAUACUUUUUGAGACCAGUCUAACCAUAGAACAUUCUAUUGCGCCGCCAAAAAAUGGUCUCUCUUCCCAACGCCCAAAACCCCUCUUUCCUUCCCCCUCCCUAGCCAUAAUACAUGCACAACGUCUCCCUAGUCAUAAUACAUUCCAAAGAACUCAAGGUUAUCACACACAGUUUACUUGCUAGAGUAAAGAAAAGAAAACACGAGCUGUUUUCAAAUAUGACUAUGAAAGAAAAUAAGUAACACUAAAAUUCGGAUAUAUGUAAAUAUCUGCCUCCGACAGUAUCCUGGAGCCUUCAAAGUUCCUUUCACUGGAACUAAGGGGCCAAGCACAACUCCUGAAAAACCAACCCCACACCAUAAUUCCUCCUCUCGGCACAAUGCAGUCCAAAAUGUAGCGUUCUCCUGGCAACCUCCAAACCCAGACUGGUCCAUCAGAUUGCCAGAUGGAAAAGUGUGAUUCAUCAGUCCAGAGAAGGCGUCUCCACUGCUCUAGAGUCCAGUGGUGAUGUCCUUUACACCACUGCAUCCCACGCUUUGCAUUGGACUUGGUGAUGCAUGGCUUAGAUGCAGCUGCUCGGCCAUGGAAACCCAUUCCACGAAGCUCUCUGCGUACUGUACGUGGGCUAAUUGGAAGGUGACAUGAAGUUUGGAGCUCUGUAGCAAGUGACUGUGCAGAAAGUCUUUGCACUAUGCUGACCUCUCUGUCAGUUUACGUGGCCUACCACUUGGUGGCUGAGUUGCUGUUGUUCCCAAACUCUUCCAUUUUCUUAUAAUAAAGCCCACAGUUGACUUUGGAAUAUUUAGGAGCCAGGAAAUUUCACGACUGGAUUUGUUGCACAGGUGGCAUCCUAUGACGCUGGAAAUCACUGAGAGCGGCCCAUUCUUUCACAAAAUGUUUGUAGAAACAGUCUCCAUGCCUAAGUGCUUGAUUUGAUACACCGGGCCAAGUGAUUAGGACACCUGAUUCUCAUCAUUUGGAUGGCUGGCCAAAUACUUUUGGCAAUAUAGUGUAUAUGCAUACAUAUAUACUGUAUGUACAUAUAUGUUUUAUUUAUUUAGAUUGUAAAUCGAGUCAUUGUUUUGAGAAUCAAUUACAAAUCAAUAGGUGAAUAUAUA